AUGGCCGCCUCGAAGCCCGUGGACGCCGCCUCCGGCGGGACGGGCGGGACAGGCUCAGGGUGGCCGCGCUGGCAGGUGGCCCUGGCGCUGGGGGCGCCGCUGCUGCUCGGGGCCGGCGCUCUUUACCUGUGGGGCCGGCGGAGGCGCACGACGCGAGGCGGCGGCAAAGGCGCGAGCGAGAGGAAGACCCCCGAGGGCAGGGCCAGCCCGGGCCCCUCCGGGGGCCGCCACCCGGAUGGCCCCGGCGGGGACGAGAUGAGCCCUCUUGAUAGAGCCCAAGCAGCAAAGAACAAAGGCAACAAAUACUUUAAGGCUGGGAAGUAUGAGCAAGCCAUUCAGUGCUAUACUGAAGCCAUCGGAUUAUGUCCCCCAGAAAAAAAUGCUGACCUUUCUACCUUCUACCAAAACAGAGCUGCAGCAUACGAGCAACUGCAAAAAUGGAAAGAGGUGGCACAAGAUUGUACAAAGGCAGUUGAGCUUAAUCCUAAAUAUGUAAAAGCUCUCUUCAGGCGUGCAAAGGCACAUGAGAAACUAGACAAUAAGAAAGAAUGUUUAGAAGAUGUCACUGCAGUCUGCAUUUUAGAAGGCUUUCAAAAUCAGCAAAGUAUGCUGCUGGCUGAUAAAGUUCUUAAACUUCUUGGGAAAGAAAAAGCCAAAGAAAAAUAUAAGAACCGGGAACCACUGAUGCCUUCGCCACAAUUUAUUAAAUCUUACUUCAGCUCUUUCACAGAUGACAUUAUUUCCCAGCCUCUUCUAAGGGGGGAGAAAUCUGAUGAAGAUAAGGAUAAAGAAGGAGAGGCCUCUGUAGUAAAAGAAAACUGUGGCUAUUUAAAGGCAAAAAAAUAUAUGGAAGAAGAAAACUAUGACAAAAUCAUUAGUGAGUGUACUAAAGAAAUUGAUGCUAAAGGAAAAUAUAUGGCAGAGGCCUUGCUAUUACGAGCUACAUUCUAUCUGCUGAUUGGUAAUGCAAAUGCUGCCAAACCUGAUCUGAAUCAGGUUAUCGGUAUGGAAGAUGCCAAUGUAAAGCUUCGUGCUAAUGCCCUUAUCAAGCGAGGCAGUAUGUAUAUGCAGCAGCAACAACCUAUGCUCUCUACUCAAGAUUUUAAUAUGGCUGCUGACAUUGAUCCUCAGAAUGCAGAUGUUUAUCAUCACAGAGGGCAGCUAAAAAUCUUGCUUGACCAAGUUGAAGAAGCUGUAGACGACUUUGAUGAAUGUAUCCGCUUGCGGCCGGAUUCUGCCUUGGCACAAGCACAGAAAUGCUUUGCAUUAUAUCGCCAAGCCUACACUGGAAAUAAUUCUUUUCAAGUACAAGCAGCAAUGAAAGGCUUUGAGGAUGUAAUAAAAAAAUUUCCAAGAUGUGCUGAAGGCUAUGCACUAUAUGCCCAGGCAUUAACAGAUCAACAACAGUUUGGCAAAGCUGAUGAAAUGUAUGAUAAAUGUAUUGAUCUUGAGCCAGACAAUGCUACUACCUAUGUUCAUAAAGGUUUACUUCAACUUCAGUGGAAGCAGGAUUUAGAUAAAGGUUUGGAACUUAUAAGCAAGGCCAUUGAAAUUGAUAACAAAUGUGACUUUGCAUAUGAAACUAUGGGGACAAUUGAAGUUCAAAGAGGCAAUCUGGAUAAAGCUAUUGACAUGUUCAACAAAGCUAUUAACCUGGCCAAAUCUGAGAUGGAGAUGGCACACCUCUACUCGCUGUGUGAUGCUGCCUAUGCCCAGACAGAAGUUGCAAAGAAAUAUGGAUUGAAACCACCAACGUUGUAAAGACACAAUUGGAGGGAAUUGACCUUUUUAAAAAGUAAAGCUGCCCACUUCAACCUAGCCCUAAAGACACUGUUGCAGUGUGUUGAAUGGUGGAAGUUAUUUUUUUCUGUUCGUGGCGUGGUAAUUAUCUGUUAAAUGUUUAGGUGUUGUGGGAGUGGCUGUUCAGAAAGUAAACAGUUUGUUCUCUCUGCAGCAAGAAAUUGUUAAGGGAGGUCAAAAACACUUGCCAGGGGAUCAAAUAUUAUUUUUGGCCAUGCAAAUAAAAACCUUUUUGACUCAUGUUUUGAAGGUGAUUGUGUGAAUGACUGGUCCUAUCACAGCUGCUUGUUUGGUUUUAAAAAAUUAAUAGUGCUGUGUAAAAUUUUAUAUGCAAUGAAUCCUUUUGGGCUGAUUUUAGCUUUGCAAAAAUAAAAACGUUAACUGCAAAAUUGUUUAAUAAGAAAGUGUAAUCUUGCAAUAUACUUCUCAUGUACAAACCUUUCCUCAUUCCCAUUUACAUUUUCUGCUUCGUUGCAUAGGACGGGGCAGUUAUAAAGAAACGGAAGUUCUCCGUAUGCUGUUCGAGGACAUGAUUUAGAUAACUACUUCAAAGACUCUUAGGGUGCAUUCUGUGCCACUUAGUAUGAUCUUUGUCCCAUAAAGCAACUUUCUACUUGGUUGUCUUAUUUUGAGUGUUCCCCCAGAAAGACUGUCAGUUUUUCAGGAGAGCAAAAUUGCUUCUGAGUGAGCACUGCCUAGACUGGUAUUGAAGACUUGAUUGAUUGUGUGUGUAUAUAUCUGCCAUUUUGUGUAGAAAUAAGUAUAUUGGGUCUUCGUUGGGAUAAAGUUUAGUUCAAAGGGUCCAGCUGAUUUGGAAAUUUAUAGUUUACUCUUAAAAGGAAUAGUCUUUUCUAUUAUUGGAGCGGAACAGAGUCCAUUUGCAGCAUUCUGAUUCUUUUGUAGUGGCAUGUUGAAAUCUUCCUUGGUGCUAGGGAAUUCAUGAAAUUGCAUGAGCUGUUUUCAGUUGCCCUGUUAUGUUUACAAGUUACUGAAGCCAAUCCAUAACUCCUGCAGUACUAUUUCAUCUUGUGUUCCAUUCAUGGUAUACUACAAAUGUUUGCAUCUGAGUUUACUAAAUCUGGGUCUGGCUUUUGCCCCUUAAUUCAGAUACAGUGUAAACUGUUUACAGUUUCUGCUGGAGGUAGCUGUCACUUCCUUUAAUAUAGUAAAUGAGUGAUGAACUUGGGAGGAUUCACAGAGAAGCUGAUUCUUCAGUUUGUUCAGAACUCAGCUACUUAAUGUUUUUUCCUAGAAGUAACGAGGCGGAGCAUCUCCUGGAAUUCCCAGCCUUCCCAUCCAAUAUUCAAGAGAAAUAUCCUUUCUGGAUCCUUGCAUUCCCCCACUCCCAAUUGUCACUGCAUCAUGUUUUUCAAAGAGGUUUUUAUUUGCGUGGCUUUAUGUACACUGAUUGUUCUCUCUCCUGAAAACAAUUAAGAAUUAAGCAUGUGCUCUCUGAUACUAGCAUUCCAAAUCAUCACAGACUGUUGCCUGUUCUUCAGAUAUUUGAAACUGCACUGAAAGAAUGCAUAUGUUUGUUAUUUUUUGUAAAUGACUUUCCACAUGUAAAGUCACCAAAUAAAUAUUACAUUCAAAUAUCUUAUACAUAUAUAUGAUCUAGGGUAUUGGUUGGAAAUUGCUUAUUUGCAAAGUCAGCAUACAAAAUGACAAUCAUGUUAUCUGUGAAUGUACUAAAGCUGCUGCAAACGUCUUUGCAUGGAAAUAGUGAAAACUCAAAAUUCAUGUUUUAUUUCCCCAUUUUCUUUGCCAAAACUGGAAGGAACCACCAUUCCUCAGUUUAAGUGUUGACUGCUGUUAUCUUGUUAAAAACAAAAUGGUAAAAGGGGCGAUCCUGCACUCUUGAUUGGUGGCAGGAAUGGAGCAGUUUUGCUUACAUCUAAGAUGCUGAUAUCUGCUCCUCUUCCUAUUGUGUGUUUUACCUGCCAAGAAUUACAGUAAAUUACUUUCUAAAUCUGCCUGCUCCACAAAUGGGGCAAGACUUGAAAAAUAAGAUUAGUGCUGCUAAUAUUUUUACAGUGAAUGCAGUUAAAAAAAAUAACCUACUGCAAGUGACAGACCUGUUAGGUAUAGUUACUGUGAAAGUAUUUCCCUCUUGUUAUUCUGAUCCUGUGAAAUCCCUGCUAUUCUAGUUCUUAAAUAUGAAAGCAGUAUUCUACGAGCAUAUUGGCUGUAUAAGGAGAUUAGGAAAGGAGAGAUGUGCUUUUUAAAUUUUAAAUUGGUAAGAUUUAAAUACCAGAGCUGUAAAACCUAAGGCACAAACUAGCUUUUGAGAAAUCAGUUCCACCUUCUAAUUUGGAUGGAACUCUUGUGGAGGCACUGCUAUGUUAGAAUCAACAUUCUGUUCAAGAAUUCAUUCAGAAGGUAGUAUUUUAUGUCUUGAACAUACUUUUUCUUUGUAACCAUAAUGUUGGGAAGUAUUCAGUGAUACAGACUGGAAUUCUGUAUUUAUAGAAUACUGGUACAUAUGUAAAUAAUAACACAGUUAAGUGCCUGUCUUCUAUCAGUAGAUGAGUAGCAGCUAACAAUUAUGAAAAUAGCAUUUGUUUAAUACCAAAAGUCUAUACCAGAUCCUCUUUUAAUGUGAAACAUAUUGAAAGAUCCUUAAUUUAGAAUGCAUACAGGCAUUACUUUAACAAAAAAGAAAAUAAGUUGUGUCUGAAUAUUAAAGGGCUGAAGUCAGGUUUGAAAUAAAAAGCUUCCUAAGCUGGUUUUUUCUAUUUUUAAGACUGAUUGUUAGGAAAAGUUGCAAAGUCUAUCUAUUCGGUGGAAUUUGAGAGCCGCAUGUGUUACUUAUGCAGAUGUUUGAAACAGUGGGAGACCUUUUAUUGUUGCAGAUUCACCUUCCUUGUUUUCAAAAUGAGCAAGUAAUCCAACUGGAUGAUUCAAAUGGUUGUUUAAACAAAAAGUCACUGCAGGAUGUAUUUAGGUCCCAGCCCAUACCUUUUUGGAAAAAAAGAUUAAAAGUUUAAGGAAAGCAUAAUAGUUGGUCUGUCUUGGGUGGUGACAACAUAAUCAUGAACGCUGUGUUGAAUCGUGUGCUAGUAGUGGGACACUCCAGGCUUUUCUAACUAGAUUAAAGGAGCUUUGUGUAUGUUUUAGAGACAAUAGUUGACACAUUGACCUACAAAGCAUCGGUGCUUUUAGGGGGGUGGGGAGGCAUGAUAGGUGCCCUUGUGCAAUUCUCCACCCCUCCACGUCAACAUAAUUGCACAAGAGCCUUUAGACUUUGGAGCAUUCUCUAUGCUCUGGAGUCUAAAGGCUCUUGCAGCUGCACUUAUGCAGGGAGAAUAGAGGGAGUUGUGUGAGGGCUCCUGCCAUUCCCCUGCUGUCCCUAGAAACAUGAGCACAUUGUUAGAUGUCAGUCAUAGGCUUGGAUCUAAAGGAGCAGAUACUCUCCUCAUGAAAAGGUGAUGUCCAAUCUAGUGAGAAAGUAUUGCAUGAGACAAGUAGCUCUACAGCUAGAGCAGAUGGUCUGUGCAAGAUCUUAUUUAUUUAUUUAUUUGAUUUCUAUACCACCCUUCCAAAAAUGGCUCAGGGCGGUUUACACAGAGAAAUAAUAAAUAAGAUGGAUCCCUGUCCCCAAAAGGCCUACUAUCUAAAAAGAAACAUAAGAUGGACACCAGCAACAGUCAGUGAAGGUACUGUGCUGGGGGUGGAUAGGGCCAGUUACUCUCACCCUGCUAGAUAAGAGAAUCACCAUGUUAAAAGGUGCCUCUUUGCCAAGUUAGCAGGGAUUCAAGACCAUUAUAGAACCUAGUAGUCUGUGCUACAGCCUGAAUCUUCCUUAUUCACCUUCUUUCUCAGCCUAAUGCAAUCCCUGGUAUUAGAGACAUAAGUUUUGGGCGGUAUAACAAUAUUUUAAAUAAAUAAAAAUAAAACAAUAUUGUAGUACUGCUCUGUAGGAAAUCUAUCACUAGUGCUUUUGAAAGAGAUUACAGAACAUUUUCUUCUCACUCUGGGUUCUCACACCCAGAGAACCUCUGAAGUUGUCAUAAGGUGAAUUUAUUAAGUGAUUUGCCAUCCGAAAGGAAGAAGCGCUAAAUACAUCACAAAAAUAUGGAAGUAUUAUAUAAGAGUACUUGUUCUGACGAUUUAUACGUAAUAGGAAAAUGCUAGAAAGCAACUGCACCUUAAACACUGAAGAGAUAGAAAAUGUUGCCAGUUUUUUGUUGUUGUUUUUUUAAUGUUUGAGAAAGGUAGUAAGGCUCAUUAUUUAACCAAAUGUUUAAGGGAGAACAACAGGGAUUAUUCCUCCCAACUGCAGUAAGAUAUGUAUGUUAAAGGAAUUGCAAAGGCAUUUGUUUAAUAUGAUGAGAAAUCAUGUUCAUUACCUAUUGGAAACUACAGUAAAUUAAUAUCAAAUGCCAAAGCUUUCACCACAAGAUAGGUUGGAUAUAUUCAGCUGAAAAAAAUACAUACUUCAGUAUAGAUGUAUCCAGAGGACAUUGAUAAAAACAUUAUGUGAAGGUGCUCAGUACCAUAUAAAUGCCAAGUAUUUCAACUUGGCAUCCUGUUUGCAUGGAUGGAAGGUAAAAUUUUAUGUAUUUCUAAAGGGGGUUUAUUUUAAAUCAGAAUUUAAAACUUAGACCUAGUAAACGGUCCAAGACAGAAAGAUUGGUAUGUUUGAGAACUGGAAAAUGGCUGCCCAAUUUUUCACUUAAGAAAUGACUUUUCAGAAUCUGAAAUAUGGCCACUCAUCAACUAUGUGCAUGUCAGACAACCAAUUCUUGAAGAGUGGAGUAACGGCACGUACUGUAUCAGUAUAACUUACAUCGUUUCAUGGUGUUUGGCACUCUGACUGCAAUUUAUGUCUUAGAGGGGGAAAAACACCAAGCAAAAUAAGAACUGAUACAAGUAAAGAUUAGACAUCCUGCUAUGAUCAAGUUGAUAUCUGAGUUAACCUUUUUGUAUUGUCUGUGUUACAAUAUAAAAGCAAACAUUUCAAAAUGAAUGAAUAUGACCAGCCAAAGAGAAGUACUUGUAUUGAUUCUAAUGAGAAGAUUCUCAGUUCAGAUCAGUGGGAUUUAAGGUACUUAACCAUUGCUGGAUUGCUCCUGUAAUUUCCAAAAUACCACAACUUUUUGCAUUAUAUUGCAGCAUUCACAUUUUAUAUAAUGCACAAGCUGAUGGGGGUGCUGUAGAACUGAUUUUUCUUCAAGAACAUAUUACAUUUUCACUACAUAUAGAGGGGUUUCUUUGGCAGGGGAUAAAUGAGCAGUUUGGUGCGGAGGCCGGAAGAAAAUUUGUCACUAUUUAAAUAAAGCAUAAUUGGAAAACAAAGCAAUAGAAUAAUGGCAUUAGUCUUAUUCUGGCCCUGGGUGGUCACAACACAAACUAAGGCUUUAGCUGCUGAUUAGCUGAAUUGUUUGGGAUAGAUACUUUAUUUAUGGCCGAUGAAUUGUUUGGGUUUUUUUUAAUACUUUAAUAAAUGUCCUUUCACUUUA
Molecule: messenger RNA, 7262 nt
Organism: Hemicordylus capensis (graceful crag lizard)
Lineage: Eukaryota; Metazoa; Chordata; Lepidosauria; Squamata; Cordylidae
Gene: TOMM70
Product: translocase of outer mitochondrial membrane 70
Exons: 12
Coding region: 1-1761 (586 amino acids)
Molecular function (GO): protein binding
Source: RefSeq, a predicted model, not a curated record